AGUAGAUUCAGAAACAGAGGGGAGAGAGGGAGAGAGGGAGAGAGGAGGGAGCAGCUGUUUGGAACCAUGACUGAAGAUGACGGAUUCGGUUGUGGUGGAGGGACAAGUCAGAUUGAGAGAUGGAAAAAAGUGGAAGAAUAGGUGGGUGGUGUUCAGAAAACCUUCCCCUGUUGCAGAUUGUCUGUUAAUGCUGGUGUACAAAGAAAAAUCAGAAAGGACAAAGGGGCACAAGGAACGAAGCAGCGUAACGCUAGAGGAUAUCUGUGGCUUAGAUCCGGGGCUCUCGUACGAGGGCAUGAACCAGACGCUGGCCAUCAUCUGCUUCUCGCAAGUUGUUAUGCUCGGUUUUGAUAACAAGGAGAUUAUGAACGCCUGGGAUGUACGACUACGUUACAGUUUGGGUGAAGUUCACAGAUUUCAUGUCGGAGUCCUGCCGGGUACCAAACUGGAAAGUGGACCUGCCACCCUCCAUUUGUGCAAUGACAUUCUAGUUCUAGCGAGAGACAUCCCACCGGUGGUUAUCGGACAGUGGAAGUUAUCUGACCUGAGACGUUAUGGAGCCGUAGCAAACGGGUUUGUGUUUGAGGGUGGAACGCGAUGUGGCUACUGGGCCGGAGUAUUCUUCCUGUCCUGCACAGAAGGAGAUCAGAUCAGCUUUCUCUUCGACUGCAUUGUUCGUGGAAUUUCUCCUACAAAAGGCCCGUUUGGUCUGCGCCCAGUGCUCCCAGACCCAAAUCUAAACCCAGCCUACAUGGAAGAAAGGGUGGAACAUGAAACAUUGCAGCUGGAGAAACGUCUCAGUCUCCUCUCACAUCAAAGCCUCGGAGGGGAUGACAGAAGUUUAUCAAGUUCCUCUACAGACACCAGUCACUCAGAUGCCAGUGCAGGAAGUAGACUGACAAUCUGGCCAGAGACAUCGUCGGCCAGCACUUCAGCGGAAAGUCACGGGAUGGCAGCAGCGAAAGGCAUUCACCUUGGAGAAGAUAAAGCCUAUGCAGAUGCUCUUCAUUCUGCAAAGCCCCCUCCUAAGCCCGUAAGGUCUAGACAGUUGCAGGAAAUAGGUCGUCAAAGUUCUUCUGACAGUGGCAUAGCUACGGGUAGCCACUCUUCCUACUCCGGGAGCUUCUCUUCCUACGCUGAAAGCCUGGACAUUUGCCAUGGUGAGGAGUUUGGCUCAUUGCUUAGCUUGCCAUUGAACUUUGCUACCGACCAGAAUGUAUGUACUUGCCAACAUACUAAUCCCCAGAGAGGCUCUGAGUAUCAGAUUCCUGGCUCUGUAAGACAUCUAUAUGACACACCCAGAAGUUUACUACCGGCAGCUGGUAGAUGUACUCAACACAAGAGUUCAGAUUCCACAUUAUCCAAGGACCAGUCACGUGCAACUCAAGGCAUUAGUGAUCCUAAGCUAUUGGUACCGCACGUGGAGGCAAGAACAACAGUUGAACAAAGCCAAGAUCGGAGUAGGCAUUCAUCCUUACUCCAAGAAAGCAAAGACGAUGAGACGUAUGUGGAUUUUGUUCCAAGGUGGACUGCCACAAAACCUCCGUCGCAGGUUCCAGAAACAAAAAGUAGCGAUGUGGUUCCGUCGGUUCCAGGGGCAACUGACACUUGUGAAAUAUGCAGUCCUCAACCUGGAAUUACUAGAGCCCUGUUUGCAGCUUGUCCUGUCUGUGGUGGACUAAAGGGCGCCUCUGGUCUGCAUUCAGGACCUGCCCCUGCACAAGGAGCAUCCUCUUCAUUGGUACCAGGAGCGGCAAGACCUCCAAAGGGACAAGCCACGCUAGCUAGCACAGCAGGGGCAGCAGGUUAUCCAGCCGAGCCACUGGUUUCUGACCGACCUCGCAGUGAAACAGCAACAUAUGUAAAUAUUCCUAUCAGCCCAACAUCAAAGAAACAGAUCCAUUACACGGCAUUAGAACUGCAAGAGCCUAGUACAGGAAUAAGAGGCAGUGGCUCCACCAAGUAUGCGCAGAUAGACAUUGCCGCAACUGAGACGGCACACAAAGUGGGAUCCCAGCAUGCGCAGUCCAGAGAAGACCGCCUUCCAGAACUAGAACAGAGAAAAAAGGGAUCUCAACCAUGAUGUCAUCGGGAAGAGGAACUUUAUAUAAUCUGAUUUGGGGUGCUGUGGACAGUCAACUCAAGACUGGCCGUGUGUUCCAUAGUCUUCUAUUAGAGGCCUACCUAUGGGAUAUGGGUUGUAAUUACUCAGUAAGUUUCCUGAAGGAUGUGUACGUCAUAGAGGGUUGAUUGUACAUCAGAUUUGGGCAACUCUUGCCCAUUGGCUGUUGUUGGACUGCAAUCAAGAUUGACUAUUGCUAGUGCAAUAUAUGAUAUAUAUCAGGUUUGAGUUAACUGGUCCCUAUCUGCGGAUUGACUACAGUAAAGUAAUUCUAGGGUGUAUGUGAGUUGUAGUCCAGUGACAGCUGAUCAGGGACAAUGCUUGAAGGGCCAACUCCUAGCUAUUCAGAUCUCACUGUAGAAACUGGAACUGAAUUGUAUGUAGCAUGUCGACAAAGGGGUCAUUCCAAAGCUGAUAUUUCCUCCUAGAAAUCAGGCAGAUUAGUAUGGUUGGUAAAAUGCCCAAUGUCUUGGCGACAAAAUAACAUUUUACAUAUCUGCUGGUAUUUACAUUUAGAAUUCAGAAUUUCCUGUAAUGUUGCAAUAUUGUUUUGUAAGCGUAUUUAUUUUUUUUUGUCAAUCACUAUUUAAUUUUAUUUGUGUAUCAUUUUAUACCAAAAACGGUCUGCAACAUACCUCCUCAGGUUCAUGGUCUUACACAUACAGGACUUUUAUUUUGUUUUUUUCCUUAGUAGAAAUGUGUAUGUUUCCGUUUUACUGUACCCAUUAACCCCUUCAUUUCCAGAGUGGGUUAACUCAGUCUGGCUCACUAAGGGUUAAUAUUCAAUUUCUGGGGGCAUUUAUGUACAGUAUUGAUAUCUUGAACAUUUACUGUGUUUUGUUUUUUUUUUCUCUUGGUUUUAAUCUCUGCGGUAUUGACUUUUUUUAAAUAAUUAUUAAUUGUUUCAAAACAGAAAAAAAAUUGCAACAUGUAACAAAUGGAACCGUACUAGUAAUUUUGAGUAAUUGUAAGAUAUUGCAUGUAUGUAAUUUGUAUUAAAAUA
Spea bombifrons (plains spadefoot toad) is the source of this 3125-nucleotide messenger RNA. It is a transcript of the gene DOK7, whose product is annotated as docking protein 7. Gene Ontology annotation, molecular function: protein kinase binding. Gene Ontology annotation, biological process: positive regulation of protein tyrosine kinase activity; neuromuscular junction development. The record is from RefSeq and is a predicted model, not a curated record. Lineage: Eukaryota; Metazoa; Chordata; Amphibia; Anura; Pelobatidae. The coding region runs from base 77 to 2083 and encodes 668 amino acids. The transcript has 11 exons.